This is a messenger RNA of Ascochyta rabiei, 792 nucleotides long. RefSeq lists its product as uncharacterized. The transcript has a single exon. The coding region runs from base 1 to 792 and encodes 263 amino acids. NCBI's taxonomy places the organism in Eukaryota, Fungi, Ascomycota, Dothideomycetes, Pleosporales, Didymellaceae. The record is from RefSeq and is a predicted model, not a curated record.
AUGUCCGAUGCUGAUAUGGGAAAUGUCCAUCGAUCAGUGCGACCAACACCGCGGGCACAGCAGGCGGUUGGUGUCGGCCAGGUUGCAAGGCGCCUUGGUUAUGCGGCCAACAGCACCGCGCAGGUCUUGUACAGCAUUGCCAACAUCCAGAAUCUCCUGACCGAAACUCAAUCUAUGAAACAGCUGGUGCAGAAGCUGUAUGUUAUUGCCCUAGUCCUCUCCGAUUUAACGGCAACUUUGGUGGAAUCUGGAGAGCACGAGGUGUGGACUGAAGAACAUGAUGAGAAUCUCUUGCACUCGUUGAAGGAGUUUGAGGACAUCGUUCCGGCCGUCGUUCGUGCAAUACGGGAAGCAGACAAAACCUCAACGCACUGCCAAGACCGGCCACAGGAGGAGACUACAAUGGAGUUUUUCUCUUGGCCGAUGAACGCAAGGCUGGGCAUGUUGUGGACAAGUGCUUUGAACUUGUUGUCCGGACAGGUUUGGUGGCUAGAUAUGAAACACUGGCUCGGAAAGAAUACCUGUAAGUCAUGCUAUCAAUCUACAAGCCGCUUGACUGAUUUCAGUCUCAGUGAUGAGGAUGAGGUUCCAGAGGCUUUGCGUCUCAUCCGAGCGUUUGAUGGUUCUAUAAUUGGUGGUAUUCAAUCAUAUAAAGACGGACUGCGGGAUCCAGAACGGUUGCAGAGAUAUCUGGUGCCAUCAUCGAUAACUCCUGCAUCGUCUGCAGAUCAGACCAAGUCAGCCAGAACCAACUUCGUCGAUUCCACCUAUGUAAGUCAUCUUCCCAGGUAA